Molecule: messenger RNA, 3256 nt
Organism: Histoplasma capsulatum G186AR
Lineage: Eukaryota; Fungi; Ascomycota; Eurotiomycetes; Onygenales; Ajellomycetaceae
Product: pre-mRNA-splicing factor syf1
Exons: 5
Coding region: 1-2559 (852 amino acids)
Biological process (GO): generation of catalytic spliceosome for first transesterification step; mRNA splicing, via spliceosome
Cellular component (GO): U2-type catalytic step 2 spliceosome; post-mRNA release spliceosomal complex; Prp19 complex
Molecular function (GO): protein binding
Source: RefSeq, a predicted model, not a curated record
AUGCCCGGGACACUUUUGGACGGAGGUCCCCAGGAAGGGCGCCAGGCAAAGAUGGACAAGAACACGCCAGCCCAGCCCGAUCUCUACUUGAUUGGGAAUGAUGAUACUGUCUAUGAACAAGACAUUCUGCGCGACCCGCACAGCAUUACGCCCUGGCUGUCUUACAUUGAAUUCAAGCACCAGCAAGGCAAUUCCUAUGAACAAGCCUUUGUCAUGGAACGGGCUUGCAGGCAACUGCCCAGGUCAUAUAAAUUGUGGAAAAUGUAUCUUGAAUUCCGUAUGAAGCACCUCAGAGGGCGGAAUCCGGCGGUUCAUCGUGCGGAAUAUCUCAAAGUCAAUGGCCUAUUUGAACGCGCUGUCAUCCUGCUCAACAAGAUGCCGCGAAUAUGGGAGAUGUUUCUCACAUUUCUACUUCAGCAGCCAAUGAUCACACACACCCGCCGGACUUUCGAUAGGGCACUACGCGCGCUACCAGUUACUCAGCAUAAUCGGAUUUGGAAGCUUUACAAGGCCUUCGCUUACUCAGCGUCUGGAGACACUGCGAUAAAAAUAUGGCGUAGGUACAUGCAAGUCCAUCCCGAGAACGCCGAAGAAUAUAUCGAUAUCUUGGUUGAGAUGGGUAAAUACACUGAAGCCGUGAAGAAGUACAUGGAAAUUCUAGAUAAUCCUAGAUUUCAGUCGAAGAACGGGAAAAGCCAAUUUCAAUUGUGGACUGAUAUGGUUGAGCUACUUGUCAACAAAGCAAAGGAUAUCGAAGUCGGCCCUGAGAUUGGUAUUGAUGUCGAUUUGAUCAUUCGCAGUGGAAUCGAUAGAUUCGCUGACCAGAGGGGAAAGCUAUGGGCUGGCUUGGCUACCUAUUGGAUUACCCGCGGAAAUUUCGAAAAGGCGAGAGAUAUUUUUGAGGAAGGCAUCACAACCGUCAUGACUGUUCGGGAUUUUACUAUGGUAUUCGAUGCCUAUGUGGAAUUUGAAGAAUCUAUCAUAGGACACCUGAUGGAGGAGGCAGCUUUACGAUCUGACCAGGGAAAAGUUGAUGAGGCCGCCGAUUUCGAUCUAGACCUUCGAAUGCUGAGAUUUGAACAACUCAUGGAUCGCCGACCUUUCCUCGUCAACGAUGUGCUUCUCAGACAGAACCCCAACAAUGUGAUCGAAUGGAGUAAACGUGUAGCGCUGUGGGGUGAUAAUAAAGCCGAAAUUGUUCAAACAUACACGAAGGCCAUUGCAACUAUCCAUCCUAAGAAAGCCCAUGGCAAGUUCCACGAGCUUUGGGUUAACUAUGCGAAAUUUUAUGAACAGGGUGGAGAUCUUGAUACAGCUAGGGUAAUUAUGGACAAGGCCGUCAAGGUGCCUUUCAAGACGGUGGCCGAACUGGCUGAGACAUGGUGCGAGUGGGCUGAGAUGGAAUUGCGCAGCGAAAACUUUGACAGAGCCGUGGACAUCAUGGCAAAAGCGACACAGGCUCCAAAGCGAUCUACGGUAGACUACUUUGAUGAAACUCUCUCACCCCAACAACGGAUCCACAAGAGCUGGAAGCUGUGGAGUUUUUAUGUUGACCUCGUCGAAAGCGUUGGGACUCUCGAAGAAACGAAGAAAGUGUAUGAACGCAUUUUCGAACUGCGAAUUGCAACACCACAAACGGUCGUUAAUUAUGCGAACCUCUUGGAAGAAAAUAAUUACUUCGAGGAGUCUUUUAAAAUUUACGAGCGGGGCCUUGACCUCUUCAGCUACCCCGUUGCCUUCGAAUUGUGGAAUCUAUAUUUAACCAAGGCUGUGGAUCGCAAAACCUCAAUCGAACGAUUACGAGACUUGUUCGAACAAGCCGUUGACGGAUGCCCACCCCAGUUUGCGAAGCCUCUCUACUUGAUGUAUGGCAAUCUAGAAGAAGAAAGAGGGCUUGCUCGACACGCCAUGAGAAUAUACGAACGCGCAACUCGUGCGGUCGCUGACUCCGACAGAUUUGAAAUGUUCAACUUCUACAUCACGAAAUCGGCCUCCAACUUCGGGUUGACAUCAACGCGCCCUAUCUACGAGCGCGCCAUCACAGCGUUGCCGGACAACGAGGCAAAGGAAAUGUGCCUCAAAUUUGCUGAGAUGGAGCGUCGUCUGGGUGAGAUUGAUAGAGCUCGUGCUAUUUACGGCCAUGCAUCUCAGUUCUGUGAUCCGCGUACCAAUGCCGGGUUCUGGCAAAAAUGGGAGGCGUUCGAAGUUCAGCAUGGCAACGAAGAUACAUUUAAGGAAAUGCUGCGCAUCAAACGAAGUGUCCAGGCCCAGUACAAUACCGACGUCAACUUCAUUGCUUCACAAGCCAUUGCUCGUAGCAAGCAACUUGUCAAAGACGCUGCGGGGGCUGAAGAGGAGGGGCAAGACCGUGCUGAUGCGAUGGCAGCGUUGGAAAGACAAGCUCGAGCACCCAUGGGUUUUGUUCCCGCAAGCACCGGACCGGAAGGUGGAAACAGGCCAUUGCCUACUAAUGGUAACAAACAACAAGAACAGCAGCUGCAAGUUCCUGCAAACCCUGAUGCAAUUGAUCUCGAUGAAGACAUGAAUGGAGAAGGUUAAGAAAGUGCCAUAAGAAACCUAACACAGAGAUACCCCUUUAUUGUCUCAUUUACCCACCACAUUUCAGCUUUACCUGUUAUCUCUUUGCGCGGACUCAGCUCUGCAUUCGCGCAAUAAAUACACUAUAUGUUAGCCACUUCCCUCUUUCAUGCUGAUUUUCCUUUGUGUCACUAUGUGCAUCCGGGAACGGCUUUGUAAGUUGCAACUCCGACCAUUAUCUCGAUCUGUUUUCUUUUUAAAAUGUUCUCUUUCCAUCCCCACGGUCCUUGACAGAUUUGCUUUCCCUUUGUAUUAUUUCUUACUUCAUUGCUCACUUCCGCAUUCCGACCCAGCCACAUUGUCUACAAUUUAGCCUAGGUCAAUGCCUUGGCGUUCCCCCUUUUCAAUUUGGGAUCAGCCAGCUGCAAAAUGACAUUGGCAGGGAAAUAGAGAGACGGGGAAAAAGUUUUUAUUUCUUCCCACUGGAGUUUGUCGGUGUUCGUGGGGUGAAUAGACUUAGGGUGAGCGACUUGCCAUUUCUUCUUGAUUGAACAUAUUUUUGAAUCUUCUCUUCCAUCCUUGCCUCUCCCCUUCCUUUAUGUAAAAUCAAUUUGCAUGAUCAUAUUUCAGAAAGCAAAUAUGUAUUAGAGCAAUAUGAGCAGUUGAAUUUUCCAUCUCUGUGCGUUUUUAUCAAUUCCUACAUCGUAUCUGCUAUCUG